AUGUGGUAUAAGCAAAUUGGAGUCUGGGGCGAGAUAACUAUCAUGGCGUGGGAUUCGCGUGGUGCGAGGAAGCAGCAAUACACUUACUGUCGACUCAUCAUGCACGUACGAGCGAACAUGGCAGCAGCAACUGAAUUGGUACUGAUGAAGCAGUGGCCACCGGUGAAGUGA
Pochonia chlamydosporia 170 is the source of this 171-nucleotide messenger RNA. RefSeq lists its product as hypothetical. The coding region runs from base 1 to 171 and encodes 56 amino acids. The transcript has a single exon. Lineage: Eukaryota; Fungi; Ascomycota; Sordariomycetes; Hypocreales; Clavicipitaceae. The record is from RefSeq and is a predicted model, not a curated record.